CUCUUGGCUGUGGCUCCUCUCGCCGCCUGAAGGCUGCUUGCACACUGCAUCAAGCCUCCCGCUCCUUCCGCCCGCAGCUGCUCCCAGAAUCUGAGGGAGAGGGGGCUGUCAGGGGAAGCCCACUGGUCACAUGCCGUCUUCUCUGUUCAUUCCACAGAAUCGCACCGUGCUCCUGUAAUGAACCUGGUGCUGUGGUGAAAUCCUUCCCUGCAGUCUGAGCGGGGCGUCCCAACAGAUUCCGUCCACAGAUUUUACUGACUCGCUGAACCCAUCUUUUAACCUUGGAUGAGGAUUUUUGCCUGUGGGCACUUUUUCUUGGCUGUGGAAUAUAAGGAGCCUCACUUUACUUUUUAAGGGCUCUGAAGUCUUGAUCUUGAGACUAAUAAUGGCAGGAAAAUCGUCACUUUUUAAAGUCAUUCUCCUUGGAGAUGGUGGAGUUGGGAAGAGCUCGCUCAUGAACAGAUACGUGACUAAUAAAUUUGAUACCCAGCUCUUCCACACAAUAGGUGUGGAAUUUUUGAAUAAAGAUUUGGAGGUGGAUGGACAUUUUGUUACCUUGCAGAUCUGGGACACAGCCGGCCAGGAGCGGUUCCGAAGCCUGCGGACGCCCUUCUACAGAGGUUCCGAUUGUUGCCUGCUUACUUUCAGUGUCGAUGAUUCCCAAAGCUUCCAGAACUUGAGUAACUGGAAGAAAGAAUUCAUAUAUUAUGCAGAUGUGAAAGAGCCCGAAAACUUUCCUUUUGUGAUUUUGGGUAACAAGGUUGACAUAAGCGAACGGCAAGUGUCCGCGGAAGAAGCCCAAGCCUGGUGCAGAGACAACGGCGACUACCCUUACUUUGAAACAAGUGCAAAAGAUGCCACCAAUGUCACAGCAGCCUUUGAGGAAGCAGUUCGGAGAGUGCUGGCUACCGAGGAUAGGUCAGAUCACUUGAUUCAGACAGACACAGUCAGUCUCCACCGGAAGCCCAAGCCUAGCUCCUCUUGCUGUUGAUCGGUAGAGGUGGCCCGUGUGUUUUAACCAAUUCACACACACACACACGGAAGUGAGCACGAGGUAGAGAAGAGAGUUAGCAUUCGCAGCAAUGGAUCAUCUACUCAUACAUGAAACUAACCUAUAUUGCUGCUUCAUUAGUGGGUGGGAGAAGGGACACAUCCACUUGUGGAAGAAUUUAUUUACUCAAUAUUGACACCUUACAUUUAUAAAUUGUCAAGGUGGUCUAAUGUUUAACUUAAACAUGUAAGUGACAGAGCUAAUGAAUGAAAAUGACCAAGACUUUAAUUAAAACACUUGAAGAUUCUAGAAGUUACUGGUUUCUUUUCCUGGGAAAAUGGAGAACUACUUUUUGUAUGUGUAUAUUUUUAUGUAAUUAGCAUUGUAUUCUUGGUUGGGGGGGGUUCCCUGAAGCAAUAAUGUUAGAUAUUAGAGAUUAAAGUCUAAUGCAUUUCCACUGUGGUUA
Molecule: messenger RNA, 1457 nt
Organism: Sorex araneus (European shrew)
Lineage: Eukaryota; Metazoa; Chordata; Mammalia; Eulipotyphla; Soricidae
Gene: RAB9A
Product: RAB9A, member RAS oncogene family
Exons: 3
Coding region: 386-991 (201 amino acids)
Biological process (GO): retrograde transport, endosome to Golgi; Rab protein signal transduction
Cellular component (GO): late endosome; lysosome; phagocytic vesicle
Molecular function (GO): GTPase activity; GTP binding
Source: RefSeq, a predicted model, not a curated record